CACAGUCAUACACUGAUGGCAGAGGGUGCUGUGCUAACAGUCCAUCAGUAUCAUGUGAUCCCAUUCACAGGCAUUCACAGACGCCUGGCUAUACCACUGGAAAUAAUUUGGGGUUCAGUGUCUUUCUGAAAAACAUUUCAGCAUGUGGACUGCAGAAGUUAGGAUAGAACGCCAACUCUCCAAUUGAGCAACUUUACCACAGAAACUACCACCCUAAAGGGGCUUGUAUUUUCAAGCCUCCUAAUGUGGUACAAAAUGAUGUCCGACAUCAGAGGAAAGAAGUGCACACCUUUGACACGACGACUGAUUCUUUGGCUUUUACUGAUCAACAUCAUGCUGGUGCUGUACAGCUUGACGAACCCAACAGACCUGAACAGAAGGGACUCUGAAGAAGACACGUGCCCCCUCCGAAUGGGAAAGUUGUCAAAGAGGAAUGUGACUUCCAAAAGCAUGCAAUCCCAAUCAGAAAGGUGCUCCCCCAAAGUGAACAUCAUGUUCAUGAAGACACAUAAAACUGCUAGCAGCACCGUGCUCAACAUCCUCUUCAGAUUUGGAGACAAGCACAGGCUUAAAUUCGCCUUCCCUGACGGACGCAAUGACUUCUUCUACCCUUCACCUUUCCUGUGCUCCCAGGUGAAGGACUACAGGCCUGGUGACUGUUUCAACAUCGUUUGUAACCACAUGCGCUUCAAUCACCAGGAAGUAGCCAAGCUCCUGCCUCCAGAUGCUGUGUACAUCACUAUCCUAAGAGACCCCGUAGAUCUCUUUGAGUCGUCCUUCCAUUAUUACCACAGGGCGGUUCCUCUCACAUGGAGGAUCAACGGAGAUAACAAACUGGCAGAAUUUCUGAACAACCCUCGAACCUACUACAGCCCAGAUGCUUUCAAUGCGUUCUAUCUUAGAAAUCUGCUCUUUUUUGACUUUGGUUUUGAAAACAACCUGGAUGCGGAUGAUCCUCGUGUGAUAAGGGAUAUUCAUCACUUAUCAAGACAUUUGGAUUUGGUUCUUAUAGCAGAAUACUUUGAAGAGUCACUUAUUCUGCUUAAGGACAAACUAUGUUGGACAAUGGAGGACAUCAUGUAUUUUAAACUCAACGCUCGUAAGAGCUCAUCUGUAUCUAAGCUGAGCACUGAGUUGAGAGCCAAAGCUUUAAGUUGGAAUGGGGCAGACUGGAAACUCUACCAGCACUUCAACACCACCUUCUGGGCCAAAGUGGAAGUGUUUGGGAAAGAAAGAAUGAGACAGGAAGUAAAGGAGCUCAGGAGGAGGAAUGCUGAAAUGAAGGCAAUCUGUAUCGAGGAUGGAGGUGCAGUUGAAGCCCAAAAGAUUCAGGACAGGCGGUUCCUUCCGUGGCAGCCGGUUGGAGAGUCGUCCAUUCUGGGAUACAACAUGAAGAAACAUAUGGAUCUCAAAUUCAGGACGAUCUGUGAGAAAAUGCUCACACCUGAAAUACAAUACCUAUCAGAUCUGGGUGUUAGCUUGUGGCUUACUCGACUGUGGGGCUGGCUCAAAGAUUCUGUUUUCUACAGUGUUACUUGGAUAAGGACAUUACAACUUAAUUAAUCCUUUUAAUAAACGUAUGUACAUAAUGCUUACUUGAAACUAAUGUUUUACACUUGAUUAAGUUGUCUUGAUGCAUCAAUAUUAUUAAUUUAAUUUAAUUUAUGUCACCUGGUUGCUAAUUCCCCCAUUUGCUGCAUGGAGGAUGUUGCAUCCAGAAGAUGAAACUUCUGCAAAAUAUGCCGUCAGGUAGAUAAGAGGUCUCUUUAACAAUCAACUGCAGCUAUUUAUAAAAUAUCUUCAAUGCAUGACUGAUAUACAGUAAAGCCUCUGGAACUUUAUUCUUUAAAGGACUUGUUUAAGCCACUUGAGUAGGACCUUACUCUUUGUUGAAAGCAUUUGAUUUCUAUUUUUU
Notolabrus celidotus (New Zealand spotty) is the source of this 1915-nucleotide messenger RNA. RefSeq names its product galactose-3-O-sulfotransferase 1b (gene gal3st1b). The record is from RefSeq and is a predicted model, not a curated record. The transcript has 3 exons. The coding region runs from base 244 to 1563 and encodes 439 amino acids. NCBI's taxonomy places the organism in Eukaryota, Metazoa, Chordata, Actinopteri, Labriformes, Labridae. Gene Ontology annotation, biological process: myelination; galactosylceramide biosynthetic process. Gene Ontology annotation, cellular component: membrane. Gene Ontology annotation, molecular function: galactosylceramide sulfotransferase activity.